AUGUCAUUCUCUUCUACAGCUGCCGUCUUUUCUCAUAACGCUUUCCUUAACCCGGGCCCUGCCCCAGCACCUCCUAACGCCAGACCUAACGCUAAUUCUGGAUCUUCAAAUAACAAUGCCCAAGGUUCUGCUUCUCAACACCUCUCUGGUAUCCAUUCAAAGCAACAAGGAGCUACGUCAUCAACUUCCUCGACCUCAUCAAACUCCUCUGCUUCUUCAGCGUCUUCAUCUGCAUCUUCAUCAGCGUCUUCUAUGUCAUCUUUCCCGGAUUCUCCUCUUUCCAUUGGUAAUCCUAUUUUAAUGACUAGCACUUCUCCAUACCACCAUCUUCAUAAUAAGAUUCGAACAUCAAAUGAUUCUUCUGCAACAUUGUCAUCUCAGCAACAACAGCAACAGCAACAACAACAACAACAGCAACAACAACAGCAACAGCAACAGCAACAACAUUCAUCAUCAUAUUCUUCUUCUUCUACUCUUUACUCUCAUUCUCCUUCAGGUUCAGACUCUUCUACACAUUCAACAACUUCAGCAAUUUCUGCUCACUCUACAGCAUCUAUAUCUACAACCUCUUCAAAUGGAUUCAGUUCUAAUUCUAUGCGUGUUUACAAUGCUUCUGUCGAUUCCGAUUCAACCCCUACAGCAUCUACAAAUAAUCUUGCUUACAAAAUCUCACCACAAGCAACUUCUUCUUCAUUUUCUACAGCAACUUCGUCAUCUUCUCCUCCUUCAAAGCAACCAAGAGAUGAAUUUACAAAGGGCCGUUCCAUCAAACAAGGUUGGGCUUCUGUUAAAGAAGAUGGUUCCUUGCGCUCUUUUAUGUGGACAAAGAAGUUUCUAGUUUUACGUGAUAAUUCUCUUGAGUUUUAUCGUAACGAGGUUUCGUUUUCAAGCUCAGCGUCACCAUCCCUCUCAAUUCCUCUUUAUUCGGUUUCAAAUGUGACACGCGUUGACCUUAAACCAUACUGCUUUGAAAUUAUCCGCUCCUCAUCAAACAAAUCUGUCUUUGUUUCCUGCAAAAAUGACCCUGAGCUUUAUUCUUGGAUUGAUGAAAUUUACAACAAAUGCCCCCGCUCAGGAGUUUCAUCUCCCACAAAUUUUACUCAUAAAGUCCAUGUCGGAUUUGAUCCUAUUUCCCGUGACUUUACUGGCCUUCCAGAUGCUUGGUCAAAACUCUUGAGUGCAUCCGCAAUCACAAAGGAAGACUUUGCCAAAAACCCACAAGCUGUCAUUGAAGUCCUUGAGUUUUAUAGCGAACAGCAAAAGGAAGAACAAAAUGAUUUAUUGGCUGCUGAGGAAUUCCGUAAAAAGGCUCAACAAGCCCAGCGUGCCAUUCUUGAAGCUGCUGCUGCUGCUGGCGAAAGACCAGCACUUCAAGCAACCCUCAGAAAGCAAAAGAGCUCAGCACAGCUCAAUGCUGGCCAGGGAAUGUACCCACCGCCUCCUCCUCAACCAUUUUACAAGAGCAUGUCCCACAGUACCAGCUCUUCUGCAUUAAAUGACAAGUUUCAAGAGUGGACAAAAACACCAACCUCUAAACCAUCCUUUUCCCAUCUCGCCUCCUCUGGUCCACAGUCCAAGACAUUGGACCACCCCGUCAUUUCCCACCCGAAACCAUUACUCAAUGUCGCAACAACCAAUAGUAAUAAUAACACACCCAACACCACUACAUCUGCUGCUGCUGCUGCCGCUGCUGCCAUUGCAUCCUCCUCAUCUUCCUCUUCUAUUAAUGCACAGAACACAUCGUCCACUUCUCGCAUUAACAACACAUCCCAUUUGGCUCAUAUUGCCCCUCUGCGCCAGGCGCCUCGCGCACCACAGCGCCCGGCUCCUCCGCCUCCAUCGCAAAGCCCCAUUACACCGAUCCAGCAGCAACAAGACUUGCCCAAAAUGGCCAAGCUCAAUAUUUCUGCUCCUCAGCAUGAUUACCACCCUAAUAAUGGUCGAUCACGCUUGGAUAGUGCUUCAGGCCCUAGUUCUUCUGCUGCUGCUGCUGCCGCUGCUUCUGGAUACAAUAAUAAGCCUCUCAAUAAUGAUCGUGAACGUCUGGAGCGUGAGUGUGAGCGUAUGGCUAAUAAUAACAAUAAUGCUCUGGGAGCAAAUAUUCACAAUAGCAAUGCCAAUUCAUCUUCUACAAGUCUUAAUAAGCAACCUCUUCAGGUUUACCCCAAUUUGGCUUCAAAGCCUUUGCACCACCCACAACCUCAGCUUGCUACUGCGGCCGCCAAGCUCGCCAAUUUGUCGUCCACAUCAUUAGCUUCCCCCUCUCCUUCUUCAUCUUCUUCUUCUCCUUCAGAGUCUGCUGCUUUGGAAAGAUAUGGUACUCCGGUCCAACCACUCAAUACAAAGCCUAAAGCUCUACAACAACACCAGAAUGUAGCCACACCUCCUCCUUCAAAUAACAAUUCCCCCACAUCCACUGCUCCUCCAGCACCAAAAUCUGCACCGGCACCAGCUCCACCAGCUAUUGAGGAGCCUUCGAAGAUUAGAAAACUUACUGCUCCAACAUCGUCUGCAUCAUCUACACCAACUACACCAGCUAAACAACCUCAGCAGCCUUUACAAGGUGUCUCCGCAAAUGGUGGAUCUGCAUCCUCUGCACGCGAUGCGGCUGCAGCUGCUCUUGAGGGAUCCACUCCCAUGAGCUCUGCUGCCAAGUCUCGUCUUCGUGAGGCUGAGAAGCGUAUUUCAACCAUGACUGAUGUUCAAAUUAUGGAAAAGCUGCGUUCGGUAGUUAGUCCAGCAGAUCCUGAAACCAUUUACCAGCGACUUAAGAAGAUUGGCCAAGGCGCUUCUGGAUCAGUUUAUCUUGCUCAGCCAAUCAAGGGCAGUAUGCUUUCUUACCAUCGUGUUGCUAUUAAACAGAUUGAUUUACUACUACAGCCCCGUAAGGAGCUCAUUGUUAAUGAAAUCACUGUAAUGAAGGAGAGCCAGCAUCCUAACAUUGUCAACUUUUUGGAGGCUUACUUGCGCCAUGAAAAUGAGCUUUGGGUUGUUAUGGAGUAUAUGGAAGGUGGAUCUCUUACCGAUAUUAUUGAAAACAACCAGCUGAAUGAGGCUCAAAUUGCCACAAUUUGCUAUGAAACAUGCAAGGGUCUGCAGCACCUGCACCAUAAGAAUAUCAUUCACCGUGACAUCAAGUCUGACAAUAUGCUGUUAGAUGCUCAAGGCCACGUGAAGAUUACGGACUUUGGCUUUUGUGCAAAGCUUACGGAGCACAAGAAUAAGAGAGCAACUAUGGUGGGUACUCCUUACUGGAUGGCACCCGAGGUGGUUAAGCAAAAGGAAUAUGGUGCCAAGGUGGAUGUAUGGUCACUUGGUAUCAUGGCCAUUGAAAUGAUUGAGUCGGAACCUCCAUACCUUAACGAGGAACCUCUUAAGGCUCUUUAUUUGAUUGCCACAAAUGGUACACCACAGCUCAAACAUCCCCAGCAGCUGUCGCGUGAAAUCAAGUCCUUUUUGAGUGUGUGUUUGUGUGUUAAUGUUACAUACCGUGCCUCUACAGAUGAGUUGGUGGAGCAUCCAUUUUUGAAGAAGGGUUGUCCGCGCGAGCAGCUUGCAAGUCUUUUGACUUACAAGAACAAUCAAAGACAUUGA
This is a messenger RNA of Magnusiomyces paraingens, 3594 nucleotides long. RefSeq lists its product as uncharacterized. Gene Ontology annotation, biological process: protein phosphorylation; intracellular signal transduction; regulation of MAPK cascade. Lineage: Eukaryota; Fungi; Ascomycota; Dipodascomycetes; Dipodascales; Dipodascaceae. The record is from RefSeq and is a predicted model, not a curated record. Gene Ontology annotation, molecular function: ATP binding; protein serine/threonine kinase activity. Gene Ontology annotation, cellular component: cytoplasm. The transcript has 2 exons. Bases 1 to 3594 code for a protein of 1197 amino acids.